This is a messenger RNA of Paramuricea clavata, 306 nucleotides long. Lineage: Eukaryota; Metazoa; Cnidaria; Anthozoa; Malacalcyonacea; Plexauridae. The record is from the annotation of a GenBank genome assembly.
ACACCGACACAAAAAUUGAACAUCUCGUUGAAUUGGCGUAUUUUGAAAGUCAAGAAAUAAUUUUAGUUGGGGAUGUAAACCUUGAUUAUCUCAAUCAAUCAGCCUACUCUAAACGCCGGCUUGCCAAAACAUUGAAGAGCCUGAAUAUGUCUCAACAUGUGAUUGUAGUAACAAGACCAAAGAGUAAGACAUGUCUAGAUCAUGUAUACUCAACUCAUGGUCAUUUUAUUGCUGAUAUUAUUGUACCGAACAUUGGUUUGGCCGACCAUCUUCCUGUUUUUGUUUGUCGAAAAUAUUUCGAUCAAA